ACUCAAACCAAGUGAUGGUCUCCCCUCAGGCUCAUUUGCAGAUCUGCCCCAACAUCGACACCAUGUUCUGUGGGGAGUGUGGUCACCGCUGGGAACCCGAUGAGAUCGCGAGCGCGCGCUUCUGCGCAGAGUGUGGAGCUCCACGUGAAGAUGUCCCGCCUCCUGCUUCGGCCCCUGCGCCCGUGCCAGCGUCCACCUCCUCGUUUUCCUCCUCCAGCUCGAGCUUCACCUCCUACGCAGCUCCUGUGUCUACUGCCACCUCUUCCAGCUCCUACUCCACGCCUAGCUACACGUCGGCGCCUUCGAGUGCGUCGGAUUCAUCUCCAUCGACUGCGUAUUCAGCGCCUUCGAUCGCUUCGUAUUCGGCUCCCUCGACUUCGUCCUAUUCUACGCCCGUGACGAGCUCCACUCCGAGUUAUGCUGCGCCACCAAGCUCUGCAACUUCGAGCACAAAGUGCACGCAAUGCGGAGAAGCAUUCGGCGACUCUACCGCCUUAUUCUGCGGAGAAUGCGGCGCUCAUCGUCCCUCGGCCGCCCCAGCAGCUUCACCUGCCCCUGCAGCUGUACCUAAUGACGACGGGGGAGAUUUGUUCGGCGUGGCCUCCACGUCGUACACUGCUCCUCCGUCAACUUCACAACCGAUGACCUCGACCUUUGCGGCGUCGGCCAGUGUCCCUUUCAACCCGUCGUAUGCUGCUCCUGCGGCCUCGGCUAAUGAUCCGUACGCGCCACCUUCUGCAGCGGCACCUCCCGCUGCCUCUCCUGCAGCUCCGGUGCACGACCCGUACGCACCGCCUGCUGCUUCGCCUACGUACGAUCCUUACGCGCCGCCACAGACGCCUGCCGCUCCCGUUGAGCCGCCUGCUUCCGUGAAUCUGGAGGCAGCGGCCCCGUCAGGCAGCAGUAUCAGCACAUUGCUCGCGAAUCUGUCAGUGAGUGCCAAACCCGAAGGUGAAAGAGAUGAACCCGAUGGAAAAGGUGUCGGGGUGCAUAUUCGACAGGUUGUUCGUGCUCGAAACAUGGAUUCAUUGAGUACGAGACUUGAGAUCUCGAACGCUGUGAAGCGUAACCGUACUAAUCCCCAGGAACGCACCGAAGGCUACAACGUGACCAAGGUGAACGAUACUAUCACUGUGGUGCAGAACGAACGCGCUGAUCCGGUCGAGGAACGCUAUUAUAACCAACGUACAAUGCCGGAUAACGGCGAGUGGCUACAGAUUCUGCGCAAGAACCGACAGGCUGGAACCAAGUUCACGGACCCACAGUUCCCGCCUGACGCGUCUUCGAUCUUCCGUGACGCGACUAAUCCGAAGUACCCGCACCUUCAAGAGUACAUCUGGAAGUGGAAGCGCGUGACGGACUUUUUCAACGAGACGGCGUAUGUGGAGAUAACUAUGUUGGAUGACGACAAGAAGCUUGUGUGCAGUAUGUCUAUCAAGAACCCAGCUGAGGCUGAAAGCAUUCUGGAGGUGAUCCGCCAGACCCCGACGUCCGUCGACCCGCAGUUUUUGAAGAUUGCCAAGGAUGCAGUGACCACGGGUGUCACGAAGCGUAAACGCGAUCAUCUGCUGCUUCUCACGAAGAAUAUGAUUGUUCAUAUGAGCGAGUUCGUGCAGGACGGACUACAGCGCUUUGAACUCAUGUGGGAGAAGAGCUUGCUCGACCACUACAAGCCUCUUGCCUUUGCUAGCGUAGGAGAAGGAUCCGGCUAUCGCGUUGAUGGAUCGGAGUCUGGAGUUGUAUCACGCGUCUCGGUGUUAGUGCCUGUGUACUUCCGUGCUCAGGGUACGUGUCUCUUUGACCGUUCGCGCGAGUCCAAGGCUGCUAGUCGUAUCUCCGGUGUUGGCAUUAGUCCUGGUGAUAUGCGUGUUGGAAGACUGGCGGAUGCGUAUGUGUUUGGUGCGCUAUCAAUUUUAUCUACGUCACAGCUUGCGUUGUCGCAGGUUUUCCCUGAGCUGAGUGACGACUUGGUGCGCCCCGAUCGGGUUGAAGUCGGCACUGCUUUCCCGAAGGAACAGCAGUAUAACGAAGAGGGAGUGUAUGCUGUGCGCUUCUGGCGCAACAAUCGCAGCCGCGUGGUUGUUGUUGAUGAUUACAUUCCAUGUAGCCAAUAUGGCAAGCCGGUGUUCGGCUCCUUCACGGGUAGCAACGGCAAGUUUGAGAUCUGGUCGUUGCUGGUAGAGAAGGCGUACGCGAAGCUUCACGGCGGAUACGAGACGAUCGUCGGUGGACAGGAAGGAUAUGCCUUACAAGACCUCUACGGUGGUGUUCCUUCUCGUUACAAGUUGCAGGAGAAGUGCCCGAACGAGGAAGUCGCGUGGCAAGCAAUCAGUAGCGCUCUUCAGGCUGGCUCCCUUGUGGGUUGCAGCAACGAAGACAUGGCCGCUGAAUUGCCCACAGGACUUCGCAAGACUGAUGCCUAUGGUCUCAUGAAACUGGUGGAGCUGGAUUACCAGGGUGAACACACUCGUUUGGUUCAGUUGCGCAACAGUUGGGGCAUUGGAACGCACCAGCAACGUGAGAAGUGGAAAGGUUCAUGGUCUAACGAAGAUCCGAAGUGGCACAGCUUCUCCCGUAUGCAAAAGGUGGAGUGUGGUUUCCAAUUCCGCGAGGACCACACGUACUGGAUGGAUUUCAGCGCUUUUUACUGCUUCUUCACGACUAUCAUCGAGUCGCGUAACCUGUACAACUUCCGAUCCCUUCCGGAUGGACUUGGCAACCCGGUGUCUCCUAGUUUGAGUAUCCACAUUGUGUCAGGGGAGUGGAAUGGUAUUACGAGCGGUGGACGCGAUGCUAUGCACUUGAACCCGCAGGUGCAGCUCUUCUCUCCAGCUACAAAUGGCUGCAACCUGAUCGUCCAUCUGGAGCAGCCAUCGCGCCGAAUGAAGAUGGAGACGGAGUACACUUCGUACAUUGCACCGGUUGUAGUGAAGAAUGGAGAGCGUCAGCAGCGCAAGAUUGACCUCUCGCAGGAUGUAGUGGCUACGGGUACCUUCAUUUCGAACCGUAGCUGCGUUCUGGAGCUCCCGUUGAUGCCAGCUGAUGGCGGCAAGCCGUUCGUGAUCAUUCCAGCGACCUAUGAUGGUCAUCUGCCGUAUCAACUGGGCUUUUCGAUGACACUCUUCACGUCCAAGCCGACGGCAGUGGUGCCAGUCUCGGACACGGGUUCGCUGCCUGUAUGCUGCAUUUGUCAGAAGGCGCUAUCGGGCACAUUCCGUACUUUCACGCACGAGCAAGACGGACAGAGGAAGGUCGACCGUGUGUGCCAAGGCGCUUGUGUGGACGCGUACCGUGAGCGUAAUACUCCUGUUUGUGUGGACUGCCACCAGCGCAUUGAAGUGGUGGAAGGCCGAUUCUCGGGCCGGAUGUUCACUCUCCCGGACGGCUCCAGUGUACACGCCGAGUGCAUUGACGCGUACCAGAUCCGUACGUCGGAAAAGUGUAUCCACUGUGGUCACGCGAUUGCUGCCAUUCCUGGUCGUUUUGACGGCAAAUAUUACCAGGUUAACGGCGGCAAGUGCCAUGGUGAAUGCAUGGAGGCGUACCAGAUGGCCACCGCCCAGCGCUGCGUGCAUUGCGGUGAGCCUGUGAUCAAGCUCGCAGGAAAGUUUGACGGUCGCUUUUACAAGAUCGAGGGAGAGCGCCUUGUGCAUUUCGAGUGCUGGGAGCAGUACCAGCAGUCGGUGGCACCUAAGUGUGUGCACUGCGCGCAGCCAAUUCUACAGAUCCCCGGGCGGUUCGAUGGUCGUUUUUACGAAUUGGCCAGCGGAAUCGGCAAAGUUCACUUUGAGUGCUGGAACGCCUACCAAACGCUCGCGAAUGCGCCGAAGUAAGCAAAAGGAUACGAUGGCUCGAGAGAAGAGCCCAGACACGAUCACAAAUCAUGUUAGCUGCAGGAAGUAGGGUAUUGGUGCCUGCUAACUUUUGAAUUGAACAAAACAAAGACGACUACAAUGAGCAACCGGAGUAGUAGUUUAGCAAUGCA
Phytophthora nicotianae INRA-310 is the source of this 3985-nucleotide messenger RNA. RefSeq lists its product as hypothetical. The record is from RefSeq and is a predicted model, not a curated record. Gene Ontology annotation, biological process: proteolysis. Gene Ontology annotation, molecular function: calcium-dependent cysteine-type endopeptidase activity. Lineage: Eukaryota; Oomycota; Peronosporomycetes; Peronosporales; Peronosporaceae. The transcript has a single exon. Gene Ontology annotation, cellular component: cytoplasm. Bases 15 to 3833 code for a protein of 1272 amino acids.